This is a messenger RNA of Diachasmimorpha longicaudata, 1117 nucleotides long. RefSeq lists its product as uncharacterized. Bases 1 to 939 code for a protein of 312 amino acids. The record is from RefSeq and is a predicted model, not a curated record. The transcript is spliced from 9 exons. Gene Ontology annotation, biological process: cell-matrix adhesion. Lineage: Eukaryota; Metazoa; Arthropoda; Insecta; Hymenoptera; Braconidae. Gene Ontology annotation, cellular component: basement membrane.
AUGAGUGAAGAUAAGGAGUUUCUGUUAUUAAGUUUCGGAGGGACGCAGGAUUGUCCAGAAUUCGUGGGAUUGGGUAGCAGUUGCAUUUGUUCCAAGUGUUAUCCAGGUCUGGAGUGUUCCACGAGCAAAAUAUGUACUCAAGUGACGUGCAACUCCAAUGAAUGGACGAACCUUCCCUGGAGGCCAUCCUGCGAAGCAGAUGGCACCUUCUCGGCGAAACAGUGCAAGGGUGACGAAGCCACUGGGAGAUGUUUCUGUUACAGCCCGAAAGGAGAGAGAAUUUUCGGGUGGUCCUGGUGGAAGGACGCCGAAAACAUGACUUGUGCUUGCAGUCGAAGAAGAGCAGAGCUCAGAGCCACCAGGCCAGACCUGUCCCUUCACUGCACAGAAAACGGAAACUAUGAUGAGCUGCAGUGUGAUAAUGGUUUGUGCUGGUGCACCAACCCGAGAACCGGACAGCCUCUGGAGAGGAUUUUCCCCGAAUCCAUGAUGAAAUACCUGACCUGUUAUAAAGAACACAAUGUUGGUACGCAGUAUUUGCGACAGUGUGAAAGCAAGAGAAUAGCUGGUCAGAAGAUCCUGGAGCAACUGACUGCUCGGGGACGACUGUAUUCAUUCAUUCCAGACGCACUUUGUGAUGGUGAUGGAAGCUAUGGGCCUUUACGAGUUGACAGAAAAACAGUAUUUUGCACCUGGAAGGAUUCAAGCAGACUUGAAAAUUACCAGAAUCCGAUUGGAAACGUGAGGGCCAUGAACUGCAAUUGUGCGAGGGACACAAAGAUUUUUACUGACGAAAACAUGGAGAACCUCUUAUCCUGCGAAACGAAUGGAAAUUAUGAGGCCCUUCAGUUCAGCAACGGACGUCCCUUCUGUGUUGACAGCGAUGGCUAUGCAAUUUCGGGUCUUGGGGACUGGGGGGAUGCAGCGUGUCCUCUCUAGGAAGCCUCCAUAUUUUUUUAAAAUUUUUGCAUUCCAUAUUUCGUUGUAUGAGCUGAAUUGUAUGAGCUUUUAAUGAUUAGUUAAUGAAAGUAUAAUUAUUAGGCGAAUAGAACCAUUUAUUCAGUUGACAAAUGCCGAGAAUUUUGAUUACGAUAAAUAUAAAUUUUCAACAGGAAAA